Acanthisitta chloris (rifleman) is the source of this 808-nucleotide messenger RNA. It is a transcript of the gene LMO2, whose product is annotated as LIM domain only 2 (rhombotin-like 1). Bases 1 to 486 code for a protein of 161 amino acids. Gene Ontology annotation, cellular component: nucleus. NCBI's taxonomy places the organism in Eukaryota, Metazoa, Chordata, Aves, Passeriformes, Acanthisittidae. Gene Ontology annotation, molecular function: transcription coactivator activity; DNA-binding transcription factor binding. The record is from RefSeq and is a predicted model, not a curated record. The transcript is spliced from 2 exons. Gene Ontology annotation, biological process: positive regulation of transcription by RNA polymerase II.
AUGCUCUCAGAGUCCAUUUUCCUUCUCCAACCAUCCUCUCAUUCCCUCAGGGAGCCAGUGGAUGAAGUGCUCCAAAUCCCCCCCUCGCUGCUGACAUGUGGUGGGUGCCAGCAGAACAUCGGGGACCGUUAUUUCCUGAAGGCCAUCGACCAGUACUGGCACGAGGACUGUCUGAGCUGUGACCUGUGUGGCUGCAGGCUCGGGGAGGUGGGGAGACGCCUCUAUUACAAACUGGGCAGGAAGCUCUGCAGGAGGGACUAUCUCAGGCUCUUUGGCCAAGACGGGCUCUGUGCCUCCUGUGACAAGCGAAUCCGGGCGUACGAGAUGACCAUGCGAGUGAAGGACAAAGUGUAUCACCUUGAAUGUUUCAAAUGUGCUGCCUGCCAGAAACAUUUCUGUGUUGGGGACAGAUAUCUCCUCAUCAACUCGGACAUAGUAUGUGAACAGGACAUCUAUGAGUGGACUAAGAUAAAUGGAAUGAUCUAGCAAGGACGUGCCUCGCAGUCUGUAACAGACAUCUCACGGGUUACACCGGUGCCUAGCUGCAGUGAGGAGAUCAUCACUUGAGCUAUGGGCUUUAAAAUGGGGGGAAAACACCCUGAAGUCAACUCUUGGCAGGCAGUGCCAUGUAGAAUGUAAACUACACAUAGGUGAAGAAGGGAGAGCAAAGCAAUAGUAGAUAGACUGACUUCUGUUAACAAUAUGGACAGUAACUGACAUCAGCCACGUAGGUGAGAGUCGGGGACAAACACAACACGACAACCAAUUCUCCUAACUGGAAGAGGGUAGGGACUUCUGUAAAGAGAUG